AUCAUAUUAUUAUUAAGUACAGUAUUAUACUGUAUUUAUAUUAAUAGAGUAAUAUUUAAUAUGUAAUUGAUUUAAAAUUAUUUUUAUAGUAACGUAAUAGUACACAAAAGUAAACAAUUUAGAAAUGCUUAAAACAACUAUUAUUUUAUCAAUUGUUUGCAAUUUAUUGCAUGCAAUUAGUGGCAGUCCUAACAGUGAUCCACACUUUGUGGACGACCGGUCAGUGAUUGUCCAACUGUUUGAAUGGAGAUUCGAUGAGAUCGCUAAAGAGUGCGAAAUAUUUUUAGGACCGUAUGGUUACGGAGGUGUUCAGGUGUCACCAGUGCACGAAUGCGCUAUACUAACCAAUAGACCUUGGUGGGAACGGUAUCAACCAAUUGGCUAUAAGAUAGCCUCUCGGAGUGGUAAUGAAGAACAGUUCCGAGAUAUGGUUCACAGAUGUAAUAAAGUGGGUGUUCGGGUAUAUGUCGACAUUGUUCUUAACCAUAUGUCAAUGCCAGAGACAGGCAGAGGAACAGCUGGUGACACAUAUGAUGGGGUAAACUUCCGGUACGAUGCCGUUCCCUAUAAUGUCGAGCACUUUCACGGACACGAGUCGUGUCCAAACUCUGAUCUUAAUAUACACAACUCAGACAAUCCGACUGAAGCGCGAAAUUGUCAAAUGGGUGGACUUCGAGAUCUAAAUCAGGGUAAAGAGUAUGUCCGACAAAAACAGUCUGAGUUUCUCAAUAAACUUAUUGAUAUCGGUGUCGCCGGCUUUCGAUCGGACGCUUCGCAACAUCAAUGGCCACAAGAUCUACAAAAUAUUAUUUCCCGAUUGCAUAACUUGAAUACAGACUACUUUUCUGCCAAUAGUAAGCCAUUGUUUUACCACGAGUACAUAGAGCACGGACCUAACGUCAAGGCCACUGAGUAUACACCACUGGGUCGGGUGAUUGAGUUCAAGUACUACGAAAAUUUGGGUAACGUUUUCCGUAAGCUUCACAAUCAAAAACUCUGUUAUCUGAAAAACUUCGGCGAGGGUUGGGCUAUGUUGCCGUCACAAGACUCGUUGGUUAUGAUUAACAAUCACGACCUGCAGAGAGGACACGCCGGCGAUCUCAGUGUUACCAUUACAUUCUUUGAGCCGAAACUAUUGAAAUUGUCCACUGCCUACAUGUUGGCCUGGCCGUACUCCAUUUCCCGCGUCAUGAGCAGCUACUAUUGGCCCCGAAAAAUUGAGGGAGGCAAAGAUACCAAUUCCUAUAUCGGGCCGCCACACGACGGUAACUAUAAUAUAGCUGACGUCAAACGUAACGCCGAUCUCAGCUGUGAUUCGAGUCAAUGGAUUUGUGAACACCGGUGGUCACAGAUCUACAAUAUGGUUAAGUUCCGUAAUGUGGCCGUUAAUGAACCGGUGGCCAACUGGUGGGACUUUGGCGACCAAAUUGCUUUCUCAAGAGGAAACAAAGCCUUUAUUGCUAUUAACAAUGAUAACAGCAAACCAAUCAAUCAAUUGCUUAAGACUGGGCUACCGGGCGGUACUUAUUGUGAUAUUAUUUCGGGAAAUCUGAUCGAUGGUAAGUGCACGGGUAGACAAAUUGUUGUCAACAAUGAUAGCACGGCUCAGAUAGUUGUUGAAAGUAAUUGGGACGACCCUAUGAUUGCAUUUCAUAUUAAAUCAAAGCUAUAAUUAAUAAGUUAUAUA
Molecule: messenger RNA, 1687 nt
Organism: Oppia nitens
Lineage: Eukaryota; Metazoa; Arthropoda; Arachnida; Sarcoptiformes; Oppiidae
Product: alpha-amylase-like
Exons: 4
Coding region: 125-1672 (515 amino acids)
Biological process (GO): carbohydrate metabolic process
Molecular function (GO): cation binding; alpha-amylase activity
Source: RefSeq, a predicted model, not a curated record